Choloepus didactylus (southern two-toed sloth) is the source of this 5598-nucleotide messenger RNA. RefSeq names its product protein phosphatase 6 regulatory subunit 2 (gene PPP6R2). Gene Ontology annotation, cellular component: cytosol; nucleus. NCBI's taxonomy places the organism in Eukaryota, Metazoa, Chordata, Mammalia, Pilosa, Megalonychidae. Gene Ontology annotation, molecular function: protein phosphatase binding; protein phosphatase regulator activity. The record is from RefSeq and is a predicted model, not a curated record.
AGCCGCCAUUUUGGGGCGACCCAAGCGCCGCCCGUGGCGCCGAGAGGGUGUACUCUACUGCAGGCCGGCCCGCGCUUGUCCGUCGGCGUCGCGCCCCGGGCCGGGCCCAUGAGCGUGCGGCUCGCGCGAGGCCGCCGGGGGUCGCCUCCGCCAGCGCCCUGGCCUCAGCCCAGCUCCGAGGGGCCGCCGCGACGCCCGGGCCGGGGGGCAGGCAAAGAGAUUAUACAGAAAUCUUCCACUGAAUGAAAAAAUUUUUUCUUGAAAGUUGCAUGUACUCCUAGAAAAAUCCCCAAAUGUUUUUAUGUUUUGCCUAACUACAAGAUUUAAACGACAAGUCUCCACUGAAGCCCCGUGAGCCACCACCAUGUUUUGGAAGUUUGACUUGAACACCACCUCCCAUAUUGACAAGCUGCUGGAGAAGGAGGGUGUGACGCUCCGCGAGCUGAUGGACGAAGAUGACAUCUUGCAGGAGUGCAAGGCCCAGAACCGGAAGCUGCUGGACUUCCUGUGCAGGCAGCAGUGCAUGGAGGAGCUGGUGAGCCUCAUCAGCCAGGACCCGCCCCCGGACAUGGAAGAGAAGGUCCGCUUCAAAUAUCCAAACACAGCCUGUGAACUUCUGACUUCUGAUGUGCCACAGAUCAACGAUAAACUGGGAGGGGACGAAACCUUGCUGAACCUUCUCUAUGACUUCUUGGACCACGAGCCUCCUCUCAAUCCUCUGCUGGCCAGCUUUUUCAGCAAGACCAUCGGCAACCUCAUCACAAGGAAAACCGAGCAGGUGAUUGUGUUCCUGAGGAAGAAGGACGAGUUCAUCCCACUGGUGCUGCGGCACCUUGGCACCUCGGCCGUGAUGGACCUGCUGCUGCGCCUGGUCGGCUGCGUGGAGCCAGCCCGUCUCCGGCAGGAGGUCCUGCACUGGCUUAAUGAAGAAAUGAUAGUUCAGAGGCUCGUGGAGCUGAUCCACCCAGGGCAGGAGGAAGAUAGGCAGUCCAAUGCAGCUCAGGCUCUGUGUGACCUCGUCAGGCUGGGCAGAGACCAGGGCAGCCAGCUGCAGGAGGCCUCAGAGCCCGACCCCCUCCUCGCGGUUCUGGAAUCGCAGGACUGUGUGGAGCAGCUUCUGAAGAACAUGUUUGACGGAGACCAGACCGAGAGCUGCCUUGUCAGCGGGACGCAGGUCUUACUGACCUUGUUGGAAACGCGGCGGGCUGGGGCAGAGGGCUUGCUGGACACCUUUUCUCAGGGAUUUGAACAGUCACACCCCGUGCACAGCAGCAUACUGCACGGCAUCGUGCCACGACUGAAGGACUUCCACCAGCUUCUGCUCAGCCCACCAAAGAAACAAGCGAUCUUGACGACCAUCGGCAUGCUGGAGGAGCCCCUGGGUAAUGCCCGUCUCCAUGGUGCCCGCCUUGUGGCCGCCCUGCUGCACACCAACACCCCCAGCAUCAACCAGGAGCUCUGCCGGCUCAACACCAUGGAUCUGCUGCUGGACCUGUUUUUCAAGUACACCUGGAAUAACUUCCUGCACCUCCAAGUGGAGCUGUGCAUAGCGACCAUCCUCUCCCACGCUGCCCAGGAGGAGAGCGCAGCAACCAGUGCGGCCGAGAGCCAGGCAGACCCACCGUCUGAGAACAGGGACACGAAGAACCCCCAGCCUGCCGCCAGCCACCCUGAGGACACGAUGGUGACCCAUCUGUUCCAGAAGUGCUGCUUGGUGCAGAGGGUCCUGGAAGCCUGGGAAGCCAAUGACCGCACGCAGGCAGCAGGAGGCCGGCGGCUUGGGAACAUGGGCCACCUCACCCGGAUCGCCAACGCGGUGGCCGAGAGCCUGGAGAGGGUCCCCGUGCAGGCCCCCAUCAGCGCAGCCAUCCGAGGGCUGCCUGAGGACUGCCGCGGGCGCUGGGAGAGCUUCGUGGAGGAGACCCUGCCGGAGGCCAAUCGGAGGAACGCCGUGGACCUGGUGAGCACCCACCACCUCCACUCCUCCCGUGAGGAUGAGGACCUCGAAAGUGCCUUCCCGAACGAGCUCACACCGCCCCUCUUUCUGCCCCAGGCCUUCUCCGAGUACCAGGUCCAGCAGAUGGCGGCCACCUUUGUGGACCAGUUUGGCUUCAAUGAUGAAGAGUUCGCCGACCAGGACGACAACGUCAACGCGCCCUUCGACAGGAUCGCGGAGAUCAACUUCCACAUCAACGCGGAGGGCGACGGCCCUCACGCGUCCCUGUUUGAGGCCUGCUGUGGUGACCGCAUCCAGCCCUUCGACGACCCCGAGGACGACGACGACCUCUGGGAGGACAGGGGCCCGGAGCGCGUGGCCCGGGGCGUGGCCAGAGCCAGGUUCGGAGCCGCCCAGGCGUCGGGGAGCUGCUCCAAGCCUGGCCUCGAGCGCGGAGCUCAGGAUGGUGGGGCCAGCCCACCAAUCCCUGCUCAGGGGGAAGGCCCCCGCGUGGAGGGUGAGUCGGAAGGGGCCGGGUGGAUGGCAGCGUUCAACGAGCCACCGAGCUCGGCACCACCAGCCCUGGCCACCGCCGUGGACGUGGGCUCCAGCGUCUGGGCGGUCAGCACCCCCCACACUGCAGCUCCAGAGGAGAAGGGCUGGGCCAGGUUCCCCGGCUGCUGCUCUGAGGCUGGCCCCCGGCGCAGCUCUCCCAUGGAUGCUCACCGUGUGGCCGCUGAGGGACCCGGGAGCCCGUGCCCCCAGGAGGCGUUUGGCGUGACCUCCCCAUGUGCGUGGAAUGUCCGCUCCCCCAGGAAGGCCCCCCUGGUGGGCUCGGACAGCAGCUCCUCUGGGGGCUCUGACAGCGAGGACGACGAGAAGGAGACCCCCCUGCCGACCACGGCGGCCGGCUCGGACGGGCCCGUCGUGUGCAGGUGGGCAGGGCAGGUGGGCGGGCACCACGGGCAUCUCGUGGGCUGGAGUCUCCCGGACGGGGUUGGGUCCAGCGCUCCAGCUGUGCUCGUGGAGACUGCCUUGUCCUCUGUGACCUCGUGACACCACCCGUCCUCUGGCUCCCCCUGCACCUGAGGACCCCGAGGCCAUCACAGGUGCCCCGGCCUCGCGGUGGCUUUGGCUUUGCCACCAGGCUAGAGGGGAGCCAGGCUGAUGCUGAAAAUGGUGUUUCCUUCUGCAAGUAGAAGCAACAGGGAAGUGUGGACUUUUUCUCUGCCUUCGGCACCUUUGUAAGGAGGCAAAGCAGUGGGGUCAGGGCGGCUUCAGGGCUUGCGGCCCUCAGCUUUGUGUUUGUGCAUCAAAGUGGCAGCUUUUAGGCUAGAAAUGGACACAAGGUUCCUGAGUUGGUUCUAAAAGUCAUUUAAUUCCCUCUUAAAGUUCAGAAUCACAAAAAUUCCUAAAACCUUUGUCCUCUUUUCAAAAACACUCCUAAAACUUCGGUAACUCUGCUUUGUAAAGUAGGUGACGUCACUUUGCAAACUCCUUUUGCACGCGGACUGGCACGUGGCGGCUGUGGCUGGGGCCGCGCUUUACUGGCCCCGCCCCAGCCACGCCCCCGGCCACGCCUCCGCCCAGGUCCCGCCCACCCGCCGUGCUCUCUCGACUCCAGCCCCAGCCGAAGGCAUUUUGAGCCGCCGCACCUGCCUCUCGUGCGUCCCUGAAGGCAGCAGGCUCGAGGGGCCACUCGGACCCCAGAGCCCCGCAGCCCCUUGAGGUCCGUGACCCAGAGCAGGUGAGGCACCACCGGGGGUCUCCUCUGAGGUCCUCAGUGACCCUUCCACCUGGCCUCUGGCUUCUCGGACCUGGCGCUCAGGGUGGCUGCUGCGGCCGACCACGCCCGAGGGGCCCAGGACCCUCCUCUCCUGCAGGCCAGUCUCGUCUGCGCCUCCGUCUUGGGAUCACCCCGAUACCCCCCAGCACCUCCUGGGUCCGCUCGGCUGCUGCUGUGCAGGCUAGGAGGGCGGUGGGCUCCCCUCCAGCGGUCCCGGCGCACGACGCGCGCCCUCCCCUCCGGUGUAGCCCGAAACCGCUGGGGACGCCGAGCAGGGCUUGUGCCUUCAGAGCCCAUCUCGCGGCUCCUGGUGGCUUCGGUUCCUUCUGCUGCUGGUGGCCUUUGAGAGCAUCUGCUCUUCUGCCCAUUUUUUAGUUGGGUCGUUUCUUAUUGCCGAGUUGUUAGACUUCUUGGGUUUGGGGGGUUUGAGUCCUUUGCGAAUGCUUUUUAUCAGCCUGUCCGUUCCUUCUCUUGACCGUGCCUUUGCAGAGGAGCGAUUUUGAUGUUGAGGAGGCCCCCUUACAACGUUUCUCCCGCAGAUCGCGCUUCUGGGACUGCUUCUAAGGGGUCAUCGCCAAACCCAAGGGCCCCUACCUCAGUUUUCUCCUGUUGUCUUCCAGAAGUUUCAGAUUUGCAUUGUACAUUGAGGCCUGUGUCCUGGCUUCAAACUCCUAAAGAUGGGAAUUCUUCCUCCAAACACUCCUCUGUCGAGUGACUGUGGGUGCCGGCUGGGGGCUGAGGACACCCUGCGCCCCUCGGGCCUGUCCUGGUGGCGGGAGGGAGGCUGGACCUGAAAUCACAGGCCCUCAGAGAACGGGGUGCGCCCCCUGCCCCCCAGCCCUUCACAGGCUGAGAUUGGUAAACGGUGGAGCAGGCGGCGCGGAUGGGAAAACGGCGGGGCUGGGGCGUGGGGGUCUCUCCUCCUCCUGGGCUGCCGCGGAAGGGGGUCCCCACUCCACGCCCUUCCCGGCUGGGCACUCUAGGGGGCUCCUCGGCGGCCCGGGGCGGGAGGCAGGGAGGCCGAGGCCACAUGGCCCUGGUAGCAAGACCUGCUGCCCAGGCCUUCGAGGACGGACAGGCAGAGUGCCUCGCGCCCCAGGGUCCCCCACGGGGGACAGGGGCCGGGGUCGUAAGGGAGCCCGUGCCUGCCCCACAGGUUGGAGCCUGCUGACCGCACGCCCCCUGCACCCACAGAAGGGACCCCGGGGACAGCCACGAAGGACAGGCCGGCGGAAGCCGCCUUGAACGGUCCGGUCUGACGCCGCUGCUGCCGGACCACGCCGUCGGCUGCGUCCCUCAGUCAAGAAAACCACCUGGUGAUGCAAUUUCUUUCUUAAUUUAAUUUUAUUUUAAAAUAAAUGCUGCCAUUGGCAAAGCUGGCGGUUGGCUGCCGUCGCGCAGCCGCGGCCCGCGUCUUUCCCACCGGCCCUCAGCGCGGCCCCGCACGCAGCAAUAACGCGGUGGACGAGGACGUGGCUCGGAGGCGCCGUUCUCCUGGUUCCGUGAUAGACGCAGAAGAGCUGCGUGUUUUGCACUUUGUACCCUGCCAGGGGCGGGCAUCCUUCCCACCCCGCGGACGACCGAGGAGCGAGACCCCAACCCGCCCGCGCCCCCGCGUCGCAGCCCCCAGGAGGGGCCUGGCUGCCACACGCCCCGGAAGCUGCCACUGAAUCCGGCUUCUCCGGUCGACUGCCUUAAAUCGGAGCCUGGUGGAGCCCGGGGCAGGCGCCGACCGCAGGAGUCGGGGAGGCGCCAGCGUGCCAGCCCUGUCCUGGGGGGGCCGGAGGAUGCCACUAGGUCGAGACCGUUUUUAACGCUGAUAUUCUGACAGGGCUUCACCCCCCCCCCUUUCCCAAUAAACUGGUCGUUUUAUUGA